Neoarthrinium moseri is the source of this 825-nucleotide messenger RNA. RefSeq lists its product as uncharacterized. Gene Ontology annotation, cellular component: cell wall. Gene Ontology annotation, molecular function: manganese ion binding. The record is from RefSeq and is a predicted model, not a curated record. The transcript is spliced from 3 exons. The coding region runs from base 1 to 825 and encodes 274 amino acids. Lineage: Eukaryota; Fungi; Ascomycota; Sordariomycetes; Amphisphaeriales; Apiosporaceae.
AUGCAUUUCACUCCUGCCUUGGCUGCUACUAUCCUGGCCGUUGCUUCAACUGCCCUGGCUGCGCCCUACGAUGCCGGUAAUUCCACAGUCACCGCAACUGGCACCGGAACGGCCACACAGCCCAGCAGUACUACAAGCUCAACGACCACCAAGGCCACUACCGCGCCUAGUGGCCUUGCCGGUCUUUCAAAGACGCAGCGGAUCUUCCUCAGCGACACCCGCGUUGACGCCCUUAACAAUGUGCUUACCAGCAAUGAGGACUUCAAGUUCAACUUCGAGGAGGAGAAACAGAAGAACGGCGGUCCCAGCAAGGGUGGCAAGGUUGUCCCAGCCAACCGCAAGACUUUCCCUGCCCUGACCAACACCGGCAUUGGCGGAGCUGUGGCCUUCCUCGGACCUUGCGGUUUCAAUACACCCCACGUGCACCCACGUGCGACUGAGUUCGCUAUGGUCGUCGAGGGCACGAUUGUCUCCUCUAUGAUCCCCGAAAACAAUGUUGUGGACAAGGAUGACAAGCCGCGGGAGAUUCUGAACAAACUGUCUAAGUUUGAGUCCACAGUCUUCUACGCUGGAUCCGUUCACAGCCAAUUUAACCCCAACUGCGAGCCUGCCACCUUCUUUGCUGCCUUCAACUCCGAGGAUGCAGGCACUGGUCAGAUCGCCCAGGAACUCUUUGCUGCUUCAAACGCCGACGCUACUGCUGCCGUCUUUGGCAACAUGAUCGAUGGCGCUGAUAUUGACAAGCUAAAGAACUCCAUUUCCAAGAAUGUUGCCCUUGGUGUUGAGCAGUGCUUGCAGAAGUGUGGCAUUUCCAAGAGGAAGUAA